Messenger RNA from Sphaerodactylus townsendi, 456 nucleotides. Its product is annotated as histone H2A-like. Lineage: Eukaryota; Metazoa; Chordata; Lepidosauria; Squamata; Sphaerodactylidae. The record is from RefSeq and is a predicted model, not a curated record. Gene Ontology annotation, molecular function: protein heterodimerization activity; DNA binding; structural constituent of chromatin. The coding region runs from base 1 to 456 and encodes 151 amino acids. The transcript has a single exon. Gene Ontology annotation, cellular component: nucleosome.
AUGUCUGGUCGCGGGAAGACGGGUGGCAAGGCGCGCGCCAAGGCGAAGUCGCGUUCCUUGCGUGCCGGGCUGCAGUUCCCGGUGGGGCGGGUGCACCGCCUGCUGCGCAAGGGCCACUACGCCGAGCGGAUCGGCGGCGGGGCGCCCGUGUACUUGGCGGCCGUGCUGGAGUACCUGACGGCCGAGAUCCUGGAGCUGGCGGGCAACGCGGCGCGCGACAACAAGAAGAGCCGCAUCAUCCCGCGCCACUUGCAGCUGGCCGUGCGCAACGACGAGGAGCUGAACAAGUUGCUGGGCGGCGUGACCAUCGCGCAGGGCGGAGUGCUGCCCAACAUCCACGCCGUGCUGCUGCCCAAGAAGACCGAGGCGCUGCACGCCGCCGGCGCCGCCUCCAAAGCCGCCAAGCCCUCCAAAGUGGCCGUCAAGUCGGCCGCCGGCCCCGUGGCCGUUCAGUAA